CAAGCUGAGGCAGAAGUAACCUUUUUUUUUUUUUUCAAUGUAAACUUACAUCAAUAGGGAAUGCAUGAGAGAAGCAGAAGCCGCUACUUGGGAAAUCCACGGAUUGCAGCCCACAUUUGAAAACUACUCUCUUCUGAGUAAAUAAAAGAAGUUUUAUUGGACUAAAGUGAACUGUCCCGUCAGCUGCUGGUGAGAGGUGUGUAGACUAUGACUGUGUGAUUUCUCUCCGUGGACUUGGCGUGUCGAAGCGGGCUUUCUGUGCGACUUGCUCUUGGUAAAAGGAGAGUUAAAUAGUUUGUGUGCGUGUUUGCGGCGCACUGCGUGAAUCCAGCAGCUCCGGCCGCUCGGACACAAGGAGGACCUGCGAGACUGAAGACAUGAGCCCGCUUAUAAUCUGCACACUUCUUCUGCUAAAAGCUGCUCUUGGAGAUGCCUGUGCCAGUGGCCAGUACACAGAAUCGGGUCAGUGUUGCAGUCUGUGUCCUGCUGGUUUUGGAGUGGAGGUAGAAUGUGGGAAAGAGGACACCAAGUGCACACCAUGCCCAAAGGGAACAUUUUCUGCGUCUGAAGACCUCUCUCAGUGUCUUCCCUGUGCCCGGUGUCCAGCUGGUAUCCCUGAGGUGGCCUCUUGCUCUGCCACCAAGGACACACACUGUGACUGCGGUGAAAACUUCUACCUUUGGCGGGAUGGUAAAAGCCCAGAUGGUCUGUGUGGUGCCUGCUCCUCUUGUACCCGUGGCCAGGGUGCCGUCCGGCUGUGUGACCCUCAGGGAAACACACAGUGCCAAGUCUGUGCCCCGGGGACCUUCUCAGAGGAACGCAGUCACACCAAACCCUGCCAGAUCUGCUCCAAAUGCUCUGACAGCGAGGUGGAGAUCCGUGCCUGCCAGCCCAACUCUGACACUCUCUGCAUGGAUAAGAAGCUGCACAUCCUGUCUCGCCCCGCUGAGUCGGACGGUCCUCGUGAAGCUCCUCGCUGGCCGGGCAUAACUGAGGUUGAUGAGGAAGGGGGUGUCAGCUCUGCCACUAAAACGCCAAAGUUCACCCCCCAGGAUGAGGGUGGCAGCAGCAACAUUCUCGCCUACGUGUCUAUUCUGGCUGCGGUGGUGCUGGGUCUGCUCCUCUAUGUUGCUUAUAAAUGUUGGACAUCAUGUAAACAGAAGAAGGCUCUGUCCAAAGCCCGUGCGGCUGAGCUGGGAACAUCUCCAGAGGGAGAGAAGCUCCACAGUGACAGCGGAGUUUUUCUGGACUCUCAUAGCCUACAAGACGGUCAGCCCAGCAAAGGCACUAAGAGGGAUAGCAAGCAGGACAGUCGUCUCUACAUCAAUCUACCCCCUCAUAGACAGGAGGAGGUGGAGCGCCUCCUGCAGGAGGGAGGGGGCAGGGGCUGGAGGCAGCUCGGCGUAGUGCUGGGCUAUGAGUCUGAGCAGCUGGACCUGUUUGGGCGUGGAGAAGCCCCGGCUCACACUCUGCUCUCCAACUGGGCCCAACAGGAGGGCUCCUCGCUGGGACUGUUGUGCUCUGCGCUGGCCCGCAUUGAGAGGCCUGAUGUGGUAACAGCUCUUACCUGUCCCACGCAGGGUGUUUCUGUGGUCUGAGAGCUGCUCAGGUGCGCCUAUGACACUAAGAGACUAAAGAGAGGAAGCGGAAACACUCAGCUCCCACUGGAAUAAGGAGGGACGCACUCUGACAUCAACACCUCUCUGAUUUUUGAAGGCUGCCACUGAUGCUUGUCCUCAUUCCUCUCUUGGACGCCGUUAAUUCACAGUUUUUACAAAGAGAAUGACAAAUUGGCUCUUAAUAAUGUAUAUCAUCAUUUGAGCUGACAUGGAGUCAACUAAAUGAAAACAUCUCCUGCAAUGUGUUCAAGUGGAUUGGCUAUCACGACAGUAGACUACAUCUCCCCACUUGUCAGGGGAGAUUAUCAGACUGAACCCCAUUUUUCAACCCACAGCCGAGUGGCAUAAGGAGCAACACUCUAAUUCUGGUUAAACCGCGAAGAGAAAAACAUUCACCAACACAGGAUCUGAUAUAACGAACCCUUGUUUGUUUAAACUUGGUUGAGCAUCUGCAAACCUGGCCAGAGUUGCACCUUUCUAUACCUGCUUUCAGCAAUGAUCAGUCACUCCAACUAGUGACUUACUGCCAAUGUAAGUCACUGCAACUACUUUGAGCCCCUUCAUUUAAAAGAUACAGCACAGUUGCAUCAGUCGUGACAUCUUAUCAGUUGUUUUGCUGAUGCUUGUGGUUGCCACUUGCUUUCUUUAUGAGAGCAGAUAUAAUCUAAUGCCUAGAUAGGGACUACUCAGUUUACAUGUUCAAAAUUUGUCCUUACUUUUUCUUUUUUCUCUGCUGCAGCCACUAAAUAGUUUCAGGCCUUGGUAUUUAUUUGCAUUGAAGAUCCAUCAGGCAACAGUGAUGUUUCCAGCCUCAGGCACAAGGCCUGCAAGUAGAGCAUUCUGUGGAAUAAGAAAACAUUUUUCUUAGCUCUUUUUAACUGUCAUUUAUAUUAUUGUAAAUAUUUUAAAUAUUGAUUUGGUUUUGAUAGUUGUGGCUGAAA
This is a messenger RNA of Myripristis murdjan (pinecone soldierfish), 2560 nucleotides long. It is a transcript of the gene nradd, whose product is annotated as neurotrophin receptor associated death domain. The record is from RefSeq and is a predicted model, not a curated record. Gene Ontology annotation, molecular function: nerve growth factor binding; coreceptor activity; death receptor activity. Gene Ontology annotation, biological process: Rho protein signal transduction. NCBI's taxonomy places the organism in Eukaryota, Metazoa, Chordata, Actinopteri, Holocentriformes, Holocentridae. Gene Ontology annotation, cellular component: plasma membrane; cell surface. The transcript is spliced from 6 exons. Bases 378 to 1598 code for a protein of 406 amino acids.